CAGGAAGGGCCGAUCUAGCGCUGAGAGGCUAUUUUAAGGUUGACGCUACUGGAGACUAGUCGCUAUUAUCCGUAAAGCUCAUAUAUAAACGUCCACACUUGCUGGCUUGACGUUUCACACUUUGGGAGUGUCGAUCUCGGCCCCGGACACAGGGGUUUACCUUACAUAUGGCUUCAGCGGGGGUCCCCCCGCCACGUGCAGCAGCGGUUCAAUGUUAUUUAUGUCAGGGCGUUUUCCCUACUUCGAGAUAUCCUCUGGAGUACGAUGAGCAAGGACAUGAGUGUUGCCCCGAGUGCGGGAGCGAGUUUGUGGAGCUCCUAGACCAGGUUUCUAACACAUCGACCGGCGGUACAGGCGUCCAGAACAACCCUGGCAGUCGUUCGUCUGCAGAGCCGAACGCCCAAUCCAGCGCUCCAGCACCUGCACAUCAAGGACGGGCCGCACCGGGUGCACCUGAAGCUCGCGCCCGCAAUCACAGCCGUGGAACCCGGAUCGAGUUCCAUGCAACCUUCGAUCCGCGCCCCAUCCAUGCCGCGCCCUUAACUUUUGUCGAUGCCAUCAGCCGCUUCGCACCAGUCCACCUUCCUAAUGGACAGCAGGCGUACGUGCUGCAAGUUCAGGAUGGCGCGCUACUGUCCCCGUUCACCAUGAGCAUGCCGUUCGGCGACGCCGCCAUGGGCCUCAACCCCGCCGACUGGGUGGUGGGUGAGGACCUGGAUGCCGUGGUGACCCGCCUGCUGGACGCCUACGCCCCACCCCGCACCUCCACACCGCAACACGUGUGCGAUGCGCUGCCCCGACGUACCGUACGACCACCGUUGUCGCCAUCUGGGUCGGUCCCAUCUGGGUCGGUUCCAUCUGGGUCAGUUCCAUCUGGGUCGGAACAGCAGCAGGAGGGGCAGCAGCAGCAGCAGCUGGUUGGGGUGCAGCUGGUGCCGAUGGGGGGAGAGGACGAGGACGGGGACGAGGGCCGCGUGAAGCUGCGACUGCAGUUGCUGCAGCCAGCGGAGACGGCGGGCGAGCAGCAGCAGCUGCAGCGGCAGCAAGGGAAAGAAGAGAAGUCCAAGGAGCACGGUGACAAUGAGGAGAAGGAGGAGGAGGAGGUGCGGCAGGGCGGCAGCAGUGGCGGCAGCUACGCCAGCUGCCACGCAGGGGAGCUGUGUACGGUGUGUCACGAGGCGUACGAGGCGGGCGGGCAGGUGGUGGAGCUGCCAUGCAGGCACUGCUUCCAUGAGGACUGCAUCAUGCCUUGGCUGCAGCAGCAAAACACCUGUCCCGUGUGCCGCUUGCGCCUCAAGGACACCCGUGGGGCAGCUGCUCAAGGCAGCAGCAGCACCAGCAGCAGCGGCACCAGCCGCAGUGCACAAACCGCAGCUACUGUCGCCAACCCCGCAGAAGACCCCGCGCAUGCUCCCGCACAGCAGCUGCCUCAAACCCACCCGGCCGGGAUUCCCUCUCAAUCCGGACAGCCACCCCAGCAGCAGGGCAGCAUGGGGGCAGCAGCCCCAACUCGACACCCGCACCAUCACCCCCUGCUGCACAUGCCCCCGCCCAUGUUGGGAGCUGCCCCGCACCACCACAUCCCUGCCUCCGUCCUCCUGUCCUCGUCCGCCACUCGUGGCGCACCCCAUCACCACUCCACGGGUGCCCCCCCAUCGCUGGGUGGCGAAGCUCUGAGCGCCGCACAAGCCUCCCUGGCCUCCCUCAGUACCCGCUUCGCUCCGUUGCGUCUGGGACCUCUUGCCAACCCACCCUCGUCCUCCUCUUCAGCUGCCGCAAGGGCAGCAGGGGCGGAGACAGCGGGGGGAGCGGCAAGGGAGUCGUCGGGCCGAGCACCGGGAGCUCCGAGGUCCUUUGAACAGCUGCUCAUGUCGGCGCUGACAGGAGGCUCAGCAGGCUCGGGACUGACCCGUGGGUCAUCACCUUCAGCACCCGCAUCAGCAUCUCAAGGACAGGCAGCUGCCUCAACGCCGCUUCGGUCGGGUUUCCUGAACCAAGCGGUUAACUUGUACGGCGACAACAAUAACGGAGCUGCUACUACAGCCUCGGGGGGCCGGGGCUCUAGCGCUGCUGCCACCGGUUCUUCGUCCACUGGGGGGGCCGGCACGCGUUCUGCGUUGCGAGGCGGCUUCUUCAGGCCUUCUCCGUCAUCAAGCGGCGGCGGCGGAGGCGGGCCGACCCGUGGGUCAGCGGCUGGCUUGGGCAACAGCGGUGCCGCUGCCGCUGCUGGUGCUGGUGCGAGCUCCCAGUCUCAAUCCCCGUCCAGCCGACCCUCGGGUCGCUCCUCCUCAUCCUCCUCCAUCACACCUCCUACCGGUACCUCUUCCGCAUCCGGCCCCGCUCCUCAAACAACCCUCCUCCUGCCUCCCCACUUCCUGUCCGCCGCGCUGCCUCACCUCAACCUGCCGCCCCACCUCCGCGGCAUGGCAGCAGGCAUCCCGGUGUCCUCUGACACUGCCGCCCAAGUGGAUGCACUUGCCGCCGUGCAUGCGGGCGACAUGCGAGAGCUGAUGCCACGCAUGAUUUGGUCCAUGGCGCUUACGCAAGCGGCGGAAGCGGAGGGGCUGAUGGGGCCGGGGCUGCGGGAGGGAGGAGGAGGAGGAGGUGGGGGCGGCAGGGAGGCGGAGGGACGGCGGCGGCAGCAGCAGCAGCAGCAGCGGGUGAUGUUUAACUUGUUCGGUGGGAUUGGGGAUGUUAGUGAUGGUGAAGAUGACGGCGAUGAGGAGGAGGAGGGCAGCGAGGAGGGUGGUGAGGCGGGUGCUGAUGCCCAGGACGCCUUCAUCUCAGCCAUGCAGUCGGCUAUGCCCUCCGCGCCGCCUUCCGCCUCCACUACCAGCGCUGCUGCUGCGACUGCUGCCGCCGCGCCCCCACCCGCUGCCGCUGCUGGCGCCACUUACGACCUGCUUCGCGGAGUGCCUCGGCGCGCUUCUGACGGCCUGCCCGACCUUUGGGCCAUGCUGGGGCAGGUGGAGCAGGUGCUGCUGGUGGAGGGGCUGGUGGAGCGGGCGGAUGCUGCGGGGUCUGCCCGGCCUAGUGAGGAGCAGUUGAGGGGCGUGCAGCGGCGAGCACUGAGGGGUGCGGAGCACUUGAUUCGCUGUCUGGCGGGCGACCCCACCGGCAUGAUGACCCGCGUGGCGACUGUAGCGGAGCGCUGGCUUACUCAGGCUACGGAGGUCGUACGGCGACCGCCGCGGCCGGCUAUCGCUGCUGCCGGUACUUCCGAAGCAAGCAACAUCGCAGCAGGAGAGGCAACGGAAAGGGAAAGGAGUGAAGCGUCGGGUGGGGAGGAUGCGGGACCGACCCGGCGGGUCGCUCGUCACUCUCAGGAGCAGGAUGCGGCCAGUCUGGCUCACCACCACCAAGAGCAUCAAGAGCAACAGCAGCAGCAGCAGCAAGGGGCAGGAGCGACGUCGGAGGAGGCGGUAGACAGCAGCCCCGCGGCGGGUGCUGCUGCUGCCCCCGCUGGCGCCGGGCAUGACGAUGUCGGUGGUCCCUGCGGCUCCAAUGCUGCUGCCGCUGCCAGUGCUGCUGCCAGUGCCGCUGCCAGUGCCGCUGCCAGUGCUGCUGCCGGAAGCUGCAAGCCUCCCAGGGCGCAUGGUGCUGCUGCUGCCGCAGGGGCGCGGAGGGCGGGCAGGAGGGUGGUAACGGUGCGACCGUCCGCUGGCUCCUCCUCAGCCGCCUUUACUUCCUCCUCAGCAGCGGCUGCUGCGGCUUCUGGUGCCACCGCCGCUGCUGCCGCCUCUCCUGCUACUGCCACGGAUAUGUCCACCAGCAGUGGAGCCGCUCUGGAGGCAACUGCCGGCAGGAGGGGGGAAGAGGCAUCAACAGACGGCGCCGGCAGCAGCAGCAACAAUAGGGGAAACGGGGGUGUUGCGGGACGGAACCCGCUGGGACUCGUGCUGGGAGGUGCGGGGGCAGGGCUGCGGUUCCUGGGAGGGGUGGCAGCGGGGCUGCUGGGGAGGCGGGGCAGGAGCGGGGCUGGCAGCAAUGGUGAUGGUAAUGGUGGUGCUGACGGUGGUGCUGGCGGCGGCAACUGAAGAUGAGAUGGGGAUACACAGGACGUGGGUUUGGGUUGAUUGGAGGGGCUUGUCCUGCGGUGUUUGCUGCUGGUGCAAGGCUUGUUGUUGCUCUGCUGUUGAGGGGAUGUGAGGACGCGUGUGUGUGUGUUUGGUCGUGUAGGGCUGUGCUGCUGCUGGAACACGGAUGUUGCGGGUGUCUUGUGUGUCGGGUUGACGGCUUUUAGAGGUAUGUUGUUUUGGGGGUUAUUGCUAUUAGGCAAAAGACUAUGAAGGUUUUCCAAAGUAGCUGUUUGGGUUCCUUAUGAGGUUGUUUGUGUUAGAGAGUGAUGAUGGACGAUGUUUCCUGGGUAAUGAAGUGUUUCUUCUUUGUCCCUUCAUUGAUUGGCAUUGUUGUGGCUAUUCAUGCUUGGCGUCGCUUGGUUUUGCGCAAAGACACGAAUGGAAGCCGUACCAGGAUGUUGGAGAUGUCAAAUAGUAUGAUGGCUGGACCAACGGUUGUGCAUUUUCAGGUUUUUGUUGCGCCGCACAAAACUCGUGCAUGUUUACUAAGCUGUGUUGCCGAUGGUUAAACGACUUGAGUCGGUCACCAGACGUUUAACGUGGUGCAACCAUUUGGGACCAGACGUUUAACUGCUGCAACCAUUUGGGGGUUAAACGAAAAAAUGCAUGAUGCUACGAUAUUGACAUGUUGCACGAAACGCCAACAGGUUAAUUCCGUUUGCCUUUUAGGAGAGGCGUGUUGUGGCACGAAUAAUGGAAGCUGAGUCCUUUUGGCUUGCUUGGUUCAAUAGGCCUGCGCACCGAGACGAUUGAGAGGAGAAUACCGUACAUUCUGACAGCUGAAUGUCGGAACCCUGUAAUAUAUUGGUCC
Astrephomene gubernaculifera is the source of this 4890-nucleotide messenger RNA. NCBI's taxonomy places the organism in Eukaryota, Viridiplantae, Chlorophyta, Chlorophyceae, Chlamydomonadales, Astrephomenaceae. The record is from the annotation of a GenBank genome assembly.